CGCGAGUGCGCCUGGGCGUUAGAAUUGCAUGCCAAGGCGCUAGUCCGGGAAUGGGUCGUCCAUCCUCUCCCACGUUCCGAGCUUUCACCAUGUUCGUUCAGCACCACGAGGUUCCAGUAUCCGUUACUCGAGACUCUACUCCUUCAAGCAAUUCCCGACUUCCAUUGUUCUCUUUCUGCCAUCAUUCAUUUGCCCGUCCUGAGCCAUCGCCCGCCAUUGUACCAUCUCAGUGACGUACCCCACGCGGUACUCUUGCAGUCCGAAAGAAGAUCUGCUCAAAUCCCUAGGCGUUACACCCCAACAUAACGAUACCGUUUUUAAGAAGAAACCAUAAGGAGAAGACAUCCGCUCUACCCCUGAGUCCGACAAUUUCUAGGGCGGAAGUUAUGGGCAGCAUGGCGGAAGAGAACGAGAAACCGGUCUUUUUCUUCGACAUAGACAACUGUCUUUACCCCAAGAGCACAAAGGUUGCGCACAUGAUGUCCGAGUUAAUCGACAAGUACUUUGAAACCCAUCUAUCACUCUCUCAAAAGGACGCCAAUGCACUGCACUUCAAAUACUACCGAGAAUACGGUCUCGCCAUCGAGGGCCUCGUCCGCCAUCACAAAGUCGACGCACUGGAUUACAACCGCAAAGUGGACGACGCCCUACCCCUUGAAGACAUCAUCAAGCCCAAUCCAGAGCUCCGCAAAUUGCUUGAAGAUAUCGACAGGAGCAAAGUCCGCUUAUGGCUCUUCACCAACGCAUAUAUCACCCACGGCAAGAGAGUGAUUAAGCUGCUGGAAGUUGAUGACUUGUUCGAGGGCAUAACUUAUUGUGAUUACGGCUCCGAUCAGUUUUACUGCAAGCCCCAUGUUGAGAUGUUCGACAAGGCUAUGCAGGAGGCUGGCGUCAAGUCGAACAAGAGCUGCUUCUUUGUUGAUGACUCCUACAUCAACAGCAAAGCGGCACAUGCGCGAGGUUGGAACACAGUGCAUCUCCUAGACGAGUCAGAUCCCGAUCCCGCUCACCCAGCUGCGAAGUACCAGAUAAGGAGUCUCAUAGAGCUUCGGCAUGUCUUCCCACAAUUCUUUAAGAGCACGGCUACCGUGGAGUAGGAGAGGUCUUAGACCUCCGAAAAUCAUGUUUGUUCUUGCGACCGUCAGUAUUACCGCCUUAGGUAGUACCAGCAGGGAAUACCAUGGAGGGUCUCUAUAGACUUUGAGAGGAACCAACAAGAAGCAUGAUGCAUAUAGAGCACACUAGACACAACUCGCUUUCCGCCAAAAACUUAGCAGUCUCACCA
Messenger RNA from Trematosphaeria pertusa, 1285 nucleotides. Its product is annotated as pyrimidine 5-nucleotidase. Gene Ontology annotation, molecular function: nucleotidase activity. Lineage: Eukaryota; Fungi; Ascomycota; Dothideomycetes; Pleosporales; Trematosphaeriaceae. Gene Ontology annotation, biological process: nucleotide catabolic process; pyrimidine nucleobase metabolic process. The transcript is spliced from 5 exons. The coding region runs from base 396 to 1097 and encodes 233 amino acids. The record is from RefSeq and is a predicted model, not a curated record.